Molecule: messenger RNA, 6085 nt
Organism: Python bivittatus (Burmese python)
Lineage: Eukaryota; Metazoa; Chordata; Lepidosauria; Squamata; Pythonidae
Gene: FGD1
Product: FYVE, RhoGEF and PH domain containing 1
Biological process (GO): cytoskeleton organization; filopodium assembly
Cellular component (GO): cytoplasm
Molecular function (GO): guanyl-nucleotide exchange factor activity; metal ion binding
Source: RefSeq, a predicted model, not a curated record
UCCUGCAGUGGAUUGAUUCGGGCUAAUAAUAGUAAUAAUAUGCACAGACACGCACAACAUUCAAAUCUGCAGUUCUUUUACAUACUACCAGAGAUCAAAGUCUGCCUUUAGCCCUACUCAAGACCUAAAAAAAAAGACUUCUUGAGCGUGUACUGUACAGGAUAGAGAAAGGAAGGGGGGGGAACCCUCAAAGUAAGCCGACUUCAAAACGAGCUGAUUUUUUUUCCAACGGCAGCUGUUAGCCCAACCCUCCCAUAGUGCGAGGAAAUAAAUUGCCAACACCUCCUUUUUUCAGACUUUUUGUCAAUAUCCUCCCGGAUAGGAAGGGGGAAAAACCCAGUACUCUCCUCCUCGGGGAGGCGGUAAGAGCCAAUAGAUAUUCAUGGCUGUGUGUGGCUAAUGAAAUCCCAUUUCUAUCCAGUUAUAAGAAAGAAAAGAAAAGGCCCGAAGAGCAGGGACUGAAAUCUGCUUGCAAGCACUCUGCUCUCAACGCCUGGCGCUGCAGUACGAAAAAGCCAACCCACUCAGCGAGGAGUCGGUGUGGAGAGAGCGCGGGAGGAGGAGGAGGAGGAAGCGAGGGGAGUGGGAGUGUGGAGGACUUAGCAGACGCUCCAACGUGGAUAAGCUUCGAGCUUUCUGAUACAUUCCUGCCUGGCCAGGGCGACGCUUCCUGCGAGAGCUGUGCCGACUUGUUGCAAAGAUCUGUCUUAGAAAGCAGCGAAAUCAAUCCACUGGGUUCCUCGUCUUCCCCCACCCCCGAUCCUUCCCCUUCGCGGCUCAAGCGACGUUCGAGCUGGUCGAAUCCACUUCCUUUCUGAAGGAGGUCGGGGCAAUUUGAUGGAGACUUCAAGCAGCCUGGCGUUGGGGGGGCGAUCGCGGGGGGAUUUUGGAGGGGACUGAAGAAGGGAGGGGUGGCAGUGCAGACAUGCAGAGAGCCAGCGUGAUGGGGAUGCCCAGUCCGGAACCCAGUGGAUCAUAUUCCCAGCAGUUCAAAGCCAUGAGGUUCUCCUAUCACAUCGAAGGGGGAGCGACUACUUCGCCCCAAAUCCGAGCUGGUUCUGUUCAGCCCCACCGGCUCCUGGUCAAAAGUCUCUCCUCAGAACCCAGUCCUGAACAUCGCUCACCAGAAGCCCCCCAGCGGCUUGUCUCGGAUCCAGGACCUGACCACAACGAAGAGGAAAUUGCCAAGCUCCGACCACUCAAGCGUCCCCCAGGACCCAAGCCACAAGUUCCUCCCAAGCCAGCUUAUCUGCAGAAUAGCCAGCCCCUACGGCUUCCUGAAUCAAUCCCCCCACCCCCAUCACGACCCCUCCCAGCUGACCCCCGCCUGGGCCGCAGUCCUCUGCCGAAAGAUGGAGUGGGGUCCUCAUCUGCCGUCUCCUGCCUCAUUGAGAAGUUUGAGAGGGAACCUAUAAUUCUGACAUCUGAGCAGGCCCCCUCACCGUGCCCCAGCCCAGACCUCCAAGCCCUAGAGAUAAAUUCUAUGGAACCCUCGCUAGAUCGUCCAGCUUCAUUGGAAUCAGCAGAACUGUCUCACAAGCUCCUGGACCUCCUGGCAUUGGAAGGAGGGCAAACGGCUGUAGGAAGUGCUGUCUGCUUGCCGCCUCAUGAUGGUGGGAAACUGGCAAACCGAGACAGUGGCAUUGACAGCAUCAGUUCACCAUCUAACAGUGAAGAGAUCUGCUUUGGGCCUGAGGAAGGUACAGGGGAGGGUGCUGGACCACUGGCGCCUCCAGCCAUCAUCAAGCACAGCUCAACCCGUGAUUCUGAGGGGGACAGUGACAUGGAUGAUGGCAGUGGGGAUGAGGCUGAGCUGCUAUCUGACCUUCCACCUCCACAGACAGAGAAGCAGGAUUCUGAUGAGAUGACAGUUCCACAAAAGGUCUUCCGAAUUGCCAACGAGCUUCUCCAAACAGAAAAGGCAUAUGUAUCUCGCCUGUAUCUACUGGACCAGGUCUUCUGUGCCCGUCUGCUGGAGGAAGCACGCUGCCGAAACUCUUUCCCAGCUGAUGUGGUGAUGGGCAUUUUUGCCAACAUCUGUUCCAUCUACUGCUUCCACCAGCAGUUCUUGCUCCCAGAAUUGGAGAAACGGAUGGAAGAAUGGGACCAACACCCACGUAUUGGGGAUAUUCUGCAAAAACUGGCUCCCUUUCUCAAAAUGUAUGGCGAAUAUGUGAAGAACUUUGACCGUGCCAUGGAGUUGGUGAACACCUGGAUGGAGCGCUCAACACAGUUCAAGGGCAUUAUCCAUGAAAUACAGCGGGAAGAGAUAUGUGGGAACCUGACCCUGCAGCACCAUAUGCUGGAACCGGUCCAGAGAAUCCCUCGCUACGAGCUGCUCCUGAAGGACUAUCUCCUCAAACUGCCCCAGGACUCGCCUGACUGCAAGGAUGCCCAAAAAUCUCUGGAACUUAUUGCAACUGCUGCAGAACAUUCAAAUGCAGCCAUCCGCAAAAUGGAGAGAAUGCACUCACUGUUGAAAGUGUAUGAGCUGCUUGGAGGUGAGGAAGACAUAGUCAAUCCCACUAAUGAACUCAUCAAGGAAGGGCACAUCCUGAAGCUUUCAGCCAAGAAUGGUACCACCCAAGACCGAUACCUGAUCUUGUUCAACGACCGAUUGCUUUACUGUGUGCCAAAGCUGCGUCUUAUCGGCCAAAAAUUUGGAGUCCGUGCUCGCAUAGAUGUGGAAGGGAUGGAGUUAAAAGAGACCAGCAGCCUCAAUGUGCCUCGGACCUUCCUUGUAUCAGGGAAGCAGCGAUCCCUAGAGCUUCAGGCCAGGACUGAAGAAGAGAAGCGAGACUGGAUCCAGGCAAUACAGGCUACAAUCCAGAAACAUGAACAGACGCUGGAAAUGUUCAAGCAGCUUGCCAGCGAAGAUGAAACGCCGCCUAAUUCACCAGGUUGUGAGUUGGGCCGAAGGGCGCCCACACCAAUCCGGGAAAAAGAGGUGACUCUGUGUAUGCAGUGUAAAGAGCCCUUCAACGCUCUCACCAAACGGAGACAUCAUUGCCGGGCCUGUGGCCACGUUGUCUGUGGAAAGUGCUCAGAGUUCCGGGCCCGCUUGGUGUAUGACAACAACCGGCCAAACCGUGUCUGCACUGACUGCUACACCACGCUUCAUGGCUCCCCUGCCAGCCCUGCGCCGCACCCCAACACGCCCCAACGCCGGAAAUCCAUUCUGGAGAAACAAGCUUCUGUGGUGGCAGAGAACAGUGUGAUCUGCAGUUUCUUGCACUACAUGGAGAAAGGAGGGAAGGCUUGGCACAAAGGCUGGUUUGUCAUCCCUGAAAAUGAACCUCUGGUGUUAUACAUCUACGGAGCCCCGCAGGAUGUGAAAGCUCAGCGCUCAAUGCCUCUGAUUGGGUUUGAAGUAAACCUUCCUGAGCCCAGCGAACGGGUGGACCGACGCCACGCCUUCCGGAUCAGCCAGAGCCACCUGUGCUGGUAUUUCAGCCCUGAGACUGAGGAGCUGCGGCAGCGGUGGAUGGAAGUGUUGAGCAGGGCAGGCCGCGGAGAAGAAGCGAAGAGUCCGCCUUCAAUUCUGGAGGCUGAUGAGGAUACAGAAGCAGAGAGAACCUAGGCAUGGGCCUGAGGAACUGGGAAAAACUGACUCUGCCCACAUGGGGACCUUGCUCACUAUUCCCUGACCAGUAUACUUGAAACUAUUUUUCUUCUUCCUCUCUCUCUCUCUCUAGCACUUUCUCACAGUUCUUUUGGUCAGCAUCUGCCAUAGGCCAUCUGACUUGUCCUCAGCCACGGUGUUCUCUGCCAUGCCCCAGCCAUAGGGAUAAAGCACAUGCACUGAGAUUUGCUCCAGGCCAGUUCUCCCCACACCAUAGCAUGCAGUAACUCACACCCCCCUCCAACUUUGUUCCUUUCACGUUCUUUUAUGCAUGGAGAAACUGAUUUGAGGAGGUGAUUUCUUCUAAGAACGUGCUUCCCCCUUCCUUUAACUCUUGGACCAAGAUCUGUUCUUCCAAUCCCCCACUGCUUAUUUAGCACUUACUGAACUGCAGUGAUUUGGGAAGGCAAAAAUGGGGGAGUGUCCUUUCUCAAGCAUCUGUUUUGCCUUGUUUGUUAACUUAUUCCUCUUACUCCCCAUCUCUGUUUGAGAUUAGGUAGGAUGUUUCAGCCUGCUUCAGGUAGGCAAUCUUCCAUUACAACUUGAAGCCUUUCUACCAGUCUUGAUUUUUGUGCCAAAUGGGAAUAAAUCUAGAUUGGGUUGGGUUGGGAGAAGGAAAAAAAAGGACUGUCUUUACCUUUUUACAAGAGGCAGGCUUCUCUCUUAAGGAUAGGUUCUCCCUCAUCACAAGAUUUGAUGAGUUGGUUAUAUCCCCUUAUUUAAUUUUCUUUUAUCAUUUUGUGGAAUCCUAAGACUGACUUCAGGCCUGCUGAACUUUGAAGCUCUAGAGCUCUGCAGAUACAAUUUGGGUAACACCCACUCUUCUAGUUUGUGAUUGGGCCUUUUUUUCCAAUUAAAUAGAAUGGCAAAAGAGAACCAUAGUUAGCUAACGUUAAUGGAUCAUCAGGUGAACAUUUGUGGCCUUUUGUGUGUUGUUGGAGUGCAUCUCCUAUCUUUUUUUUUUUUUUAAACCACUUGGCCACAUUGGCAAGGGCUGAUGGAAGUUGAGAGUUCUGCAACCUCUGGAGGGUCAUAUGUCACCUACUAAUCUAAAACAGCAGCUGGAAAAUGUCAUCUUUCUGAGGAGCAAGGAGCAUAGACAUACUGGGGGAGAAAUUUUCUACAGUGAACAGCCUGUUGUCUGACACUAGAGACCAAGACUAUAUACAUUGAAUUGGAAUACAACUAAGGGUUUGUAUUCCAAUUUGAAAGUCCAGAUACUUCAAAUAUCAUUCAUUUCAGUGUCAGCAUUUCACCCCAACUUAUUUAACAUGUCUGUGCCAUCGUACCCCCAGUGGCUCUUGAACUCUCAAUGGGGAUGGGGAGAUUAGAUUUCUUGGGUCAAAGCAAGGUCCAGAAAGAGGUUCUCAAACUUAUUAACAAAUUCCAUUCAGGUGGCCCAUGGGAAAGGUUGGGGAACAGCCAAGAAUAUCUAUAUUUAGCCUUAGAAUUCUUUAAGGGACAGGGAAUAAGGACCAGGGCCAAAUUACUGAAAGAUUGCCAAGGUCCUAGCUUAAGAUUCGUGAACAUUAGAAUACAGUGCUAGUGCAGUCUAUUAAUUUUCCCAUUAACACAAACUCUAUAAGCAAAAGGAACCUUUCUCAAUAGCCAGAUUGAGCUCACAGACCUGCUUAUAUGAUGCUGAUUUUGAUAACACUGCUCAAGAAAGAAAAAUAUUAAAGUAUUAAUAAGAGAUAGGUUGAUUUGCAAUUUCAGAACCAUUUUAUGCUGUUUUUAACAGCCAGUCUCCAGCAUCAAAUAUCCAGGAAGAUAUUGUCCCUGAUAGGCAUUCCACUGGCAAAUAAUGUGAAGUUCCCAGCUGGCUUAGAAUGGGCCACUCCCGGGCUAGGUAACAGGAUAUUCGUGCAUGAGAUUCUAUACAAAGCGUGGUUAUUACAAUAAUAGAUAAAGUACCCUUCUUCCCCUGUAACCAAAUGCAGGCGCUUCCUCUCCUUGAUACAAUGCACUUAAAAUGGCCAACAUUUCAGAACUCUUGAACCUUGUUGGACUAUCUUGGAGGUUCUUAAAGUCCCCUGAGGUAUCGCUCUCCCUUCCUCCCUUUUUUGCUGGUACUGUUUCCACACACAAAAUGAGUGGAGAUUUUGUGUGUAUGUGGGAUUUAAACAAAAAACAAAUCCUUGCCUUAUUUUACGUAGGUUUCCUGGUGUUGCUGUUGGUACUCAUCGUAUUCUUUAUCUUCGCCCUCCUGUGGUAUAGAACUAGUGCAUGUAACUUUUAUAUUAAAAAAAAGGCCUCAGUAUUAAGGGAUAUACAAAAUCUUACCAAAAUAAUAUUUUAUUGUUGCUCUUGUAUAGUGGCUGGCCACUGCAAAGGUUAGGGAAGGGAAGCUUUUAUUGACCAAAACUUCCUGUGUCCUACCACCAUGAUUUGUGUAUUGUCCAUUUUACUUUUUUGUUCCAUUGUUGUGUUUUGAUUUUCAUUGUUCUUUUUUUUUAAAUACAG